CCAUUUUCUCCAUUCUAAAAAAACUGCUGACGAUGCUUUUCAUUAAUUUACGGAAGAUAACAGUUUUCGAAUUUGAUACGUGGUAGUACUUGUCAGUAUUUUGACAUCGGUGAUACGCGGCCAAUGGAACACUGAAUAUAUGGGCGGGUAUAACAGUAGUAGGCGCUUUUUGUGAAAAUCUGCACUGAGCAAAUUAGUUCAGCUAGUGCGAAACUCAAGAAUGGUCGUGUGAAAGACCGUCAGAAAGUGAACUUGACAGCAGUGGCGAUGGAAUGCGCAAGCGACAGCACGGUGCAGCAGUUGGAUUUCUCGAGCUGCGGAGAGGACGGUAGUGAUAGCAGUUUGGACGACUGGGGCACCAGAAGCAUCCGAAGCCCUGAAUCAAUUUGCAGGACGCCCAAAAUACCGCGUCAUCGAUCCCGGAGCUCCGUGACUCCCUCUGUAUUUCCUACCACUCCCUUACGCUGCGCGUGGAAAAAGCUCAGACUCUGUGAUUCACCCAGCACACCGAAGAGCCUGCUUUCCAAGUCUUCCCUGUCCAGCUCCGUUAGCAAACCGUGCAGUAGUCAGAGGACUCUGCACUUCACCAGGGCAAGUGAUCCCACCCGACAUAGCCCUGUGCCCUCUGUCAAUGUGAAUCCCUUCACUCCAAACACAUUCCGCAGAGCCAGUGAGACGCUCAAGAGGAAAGGGUGGGGAAGUGAUGAAGAUGAUCAACUCAGGGACAAGGAAGAUCCAACUUCAUCAGAUGAGGACGAUGAAACAUUUCUCCCAUCAAAGAGGCCGGCUGUGCAGGCCUCCAUGUUGUCGCGGUAUGAGAGCGAGUUCCUGGAGCUGGGUCGCAUCGGCAUAGGGGAGUUUGGCGCUGUGUACAAGUGCGUGAAAAGGUUGGAUGGCUGUCUGUACGCCAUCAAACGUUCUCGCCGCCCACUGGCUGGUUCAGCCAAUGAGCAGCUGGCCCUGAAGGAGGUGUACGCCCAUGCUGUGCUAGGGCAUCACCCACAUGUAGUGCGUUACUACUCUGCAUGGGCUGAGGAUGAUCACAUGAUCAUCCAGAACGAGUACUGUGAUGGUGGGAGCCUUUAUGAUGCUAUUGCAAAAAAGGAAAAGCAAGGGGCGCUGUUCCUGGAGCUGGAGCUGAUGGACCUGCUGCUCCAAGUCUCUAUGGGCCUCAAGUACAUCCACAGCUCUGGGCUUGUGCACCUUGACAUCAAACCCAGUAACAUAUUCAUCUGUCAACGGCUCCCUGCGAACACUGCUGCUGAGGGAGAGAGUGAGGAAGAGGAAGAUGGAAUCCCAUCCACAAGGGUGCUUUAUAAAAUUGGUGACCUCGGUCAUGUGACGUCCAGCAGAAGCCCACAGGUGGAGGAAGGGGACAGUCGCUUCCUGGCCAUUGAGGUUCUGCGUGAGGACUACACUCACCUGCCCAAAGCGGACAUCUUUGCCCUGGGCCUGACACUGCUGCUAGCGGCCGGGGCGCCCCCACUGCCAUCAAAUGGAGAAGAGUGGCACAGGCUGCGCCAGGCCCACCUGCCUGUUCUGUCCCAGGAGCUCUCACCGGCUUUCCAAAGCCUCAUCCAGAUGCUGCUGCGUCCUGAGCCAAACCUGCGCCCCUCCGCAUCAGCGCUGUGCAGACAUCCCCUCCUGCGCAGGGAAGGUGCGCAGAAAAUAGCUUCACAGCUGCGCAAGGAGCUGAAUGUGGAGAGGUUCAGGACUGCCAUGUUGGAAAGAGAGCUGAAGGAGGCCCGUAUGGCAGCUGUGUCCCCACAGCAGCCCCUCCACGCUCUGGUGCAGCAGUCCGCUCACGGCGGGUCGCUUCCCAGAAUGGGCAACAGAGUGGUUGGGAGGAAUGCUGCCAGGUCCAUGAGCUUCGGCUGUCCAGGGUACUGACCAGAACCGGACCGUAGCAUGCGGACUUCUUUCAGCCUGACGGGACCUAUGCUUCUCUGAAGCCCAUAACAUGGUACGGCGAUGCCUGGACACAGCACUGCACAUUCUGGCAGGGGACUGUUUUGUGUCUACAUGCCAGCUUUCCACAAAGAAUCAAGGUCACAGCCACCUGUAGCAAUGUGAGCACGGUGUUGCAGAACGCUGAUGAAUGCGUCCUUUCCUUUCUGUGACUCUUUACACUUGGAACUGGAACACAGCAGAGUCCAGUGGAGAUUAAGGCCAGGAAUGAGGGAGAGGGUGGAGUGGGAGAAGGCAGAUAAGCUCUGGAUAAAAAGCAUAAACUCAUAGCAGAUGCUUAUUUAUGUUUUCUUUACUGUUUGUGUACCAUUAGUGCAAAUCUGAUUUUGUCCAUCUCCCAUUUUAAAGAGUGGCCUCACUGUUUGUGGGAGAGUUAUUUUCAUCUAGCCUGAAGCACCAAGGCAUGUUUUACUUGUAUCUCCAUACCUAUAUUAUGAUCCUCCAACUACUCAUUCGGUGAGCAGUGUGUUCUGCAGAAUCAUAGCCAGUAGUGGUUUUCUCUGCUGUGUGGGCAAGCGUGCAGGCUGCCCUGACUACUAAUUAGCACUGCUGAAUACCUCACACUGUGGAAUAUCCUCUCACUGCUGUAUACUUCACACUGGAAUACCCACACACUGCCGAAUGCCUCUUGAGAGAACGAGUUAAGUGAUCUGUCUGUUUUUCAAGUGUGUUUUUAAGUGGCCUCUAAAUUUCUGUAACUGUAAAUAAAAGUUUUACAUUUGUUUUUAAAUUGAA
This is a messenger RNA of Anguilla anguilla (European eel), 2703 nucleotides long. RefSeq names its product WEE2 oocyte meiosis inhibiting kinase (gene wee2). Gene Ontology annotation, molecular function: magnesium ion binding; ATP binding; non-membrane spanning protein tyrosine kinase activity. The transcript has 12 exons. Gene Ontology annotation, cellular component: nucleus. Gene Ontology annotation, biological process: protein phosphorylation; mitotic cell cycle; regulation of meiosis I. The record is from RefSeq and is a predicted model, not a curated record. Bases 268 to 1890 code for a protein of 540 amino acids. Lineage: Eukaryota; Metazoa; Chordata; Actinopteri; Anguilliformes; Anguillidae.